Elgaria multicarinata webbii is the source of this 960-nucleotide messenger RNA. RefSeq names its product olfactory receptor 5T17-like. The record is from RefSeq and is a predicted model, not a curated record. The transcript has a single exon. Gene Ontology annotation, molecular function: odorant binding; olfactory receptor activity; G protein-coupled receptor activity. Bases 1 to 960 code for a protein of 319 amino acids. Gene Ontology annotation, cellular component: membrane. Gene Ontology annotation, biological process: sensory perception of smell; G protein-coupled receptor signaling pathway. Lineage: Eukaryota; Metazoa; Chordata; Lepidosauria; Squamata; Anguidae.
AUGAGAAAGGAAAACAGCACCACAGCGAUCAAGGGAUUUGUAUUUGUAGGUUUAACAAACAACCCUGCACAGCAGAUCUUCCUCUUUUUAGCUUUCCUAUCUUUUUAUAUUAUGACCUUGGUGGGAAAUCUUGGAAUGAUUGCUUUAAUACGAGUCAGUCCCCGUCUCCACACUCCAAUGUACUUCUUUCUCAGCAACCUCUCUCUCCUGGAUGUGUGCUUCUCCUCUGUGGUUGCCACCAAGUCCUUAGUGAAUCUCUUAGCAGAUAAAAAGUCCAUUUCCCUCAUUGGGUGUGCAAUGCAAAUGUACUUUGUAAUAGGUUUGGGGAGCACAGAGUGCUUUCUCUUGGUUGCGAUGGCCUACGAUCGCUACGUGGCUAUCUGCAAACCAUUGCUGUAUCUAGUCCUCAUGUCUCCAAGAGUCUGUACUUUUUUGGUGGUGGGGUCAUACGUCCUUGGGCUUUUGCAUUCUCUUGUCCAUACAGUCUUCACCUUCAGGCUGUCAUUCUGUCACUCUAAUAAGAUCAAUCAUUUAUACUGCGACAUCACUGCACUUUUAUCCCUCUCCUGUUCUGACAUCUACCUCAAUGAACUCCUGAUUUUUUAUGUGGCUGGACCAGUGGAAGCAACCACCAUCCUGAGCGUCAUGGUUUCCUAUAUGUAUAUUCUUACCAACAUUGUGAGGAUCAGCUCAUCUGCAGGCAGACUCAAAGCCUUCUCCACUUGCACUUCCCAUCUGAUUGCAGUUACAAUCUUCCACGGGGCAAUUCUCAUUCUGCAUUUCCGACCAAAGUCUAGCAAUGGCUCUCCCACCCAAGAUGUGUGUGACAAGGUUCUUGCUGUGUUCUACACAAUUGUCAUCCCCUUGCUGAACCCUUUGAUUUAUAGCCUGAGAAACAAGGAGGUGAAGGAUGCCCUGGAAGUUAUUCAAAGGAAGGUGUGGGGCAAAAUGUUUAGCUAG